This is a messenger RNA of Candidula unifasciata, 573 nucleotides long. The record is from the annotation of a GenBank genome assembly. Lineage: Eukaryota; Metazoa; Mollusca; Gastropoda; Stylommatophora; Geomitridae.
AUGGCUUCCAGAGGUACCCAAGAAACAACCAAGCUGCGGCAGAACUUGGAAGAGCAACUAGACAGAUUGAUGCAGCAGUUGACAGACUUGGAGGAAUGCAAGGCAGACUUAGAUCCAGAGGAAUAUGAUGAAACAAAGAAUGAGACCCUAGAACAGCUGAAAGAGUUCCAGGAGAACCUCAACAGAAUGCUACAAGGCAACUUGAGCCUGGUCGAUGAACUUAAUGCCAUGCAGCUGGCCAUUCAGGCAGCUAUUACUGAUGCCUUCAAAACUCCAGAAGUUAUCCGACUCUUUGCCAGGAAGCAGCCGGGACAGCUGCGAACUAGGCUGGCAGAUAUCAGCCGGGAUGAGAAGAUUGGGAAGUUGCCCAAGCAGCUGGCGGAGCAGCAAUCCGUGGAGAUACUGACAGCCUUGAAGAAACUUGGGGAGCCUCUUACAGCCACAGAGGAAGCUUACCUUCAGCAGAAUUCUUCGGGGAGCCUGCGGGAGUUUGAACGUGUGUCUGGUGAAAUUGGUUCUAGUGAAAAAGUUCUGGCAGUCGCAGGAUCACAGGUAGAGAAGGCAAAGAAAUAG